UGAUAUUUUUGUAGCCACCAUUAUAUGGCUUGGUUAAAAAGUGUGUAAUUUUUUAUUAUGAAAAUAAUUUAUUUCACAUGGUAUGUUGCCAAAAUGUUUUCGAUUGAUUCUGAAAUUUUCCUUGUAAAUAGCGGAUUAUGAAAUGCCUUUUUCCGUCAUAAGUUCAAGAAUCCGUGAUAAAAGUGAUGUAUUUCGUGUUUAAUAACCAAACAUUGGAAAGAAAGCCGGAAUAUCUAAUAUCAAGGAGAUUCUAGAGAUCUUCCAUAUAUUUCACUCAGAAUUGGUAACCAGGAGUACUAUUCUGAAUGUCCAAAUUGUCCUCGGGAAGAAAGGCACAUACAAAUGUGUGUAUUGUUAUCUAAACAUGACUAAUUUCAUCCCGACUUGUACAUAAGUACAUAGGUAAAAAUCUGUGUUUUUCUGCAUGUCUCCAAGUAGAAAAGAUGGAGAAAUAUACUAGUGAUGCCUUACAAACUGCCGAACAGGCAGCAACUGAAUUACCGAUGGACGUGGACAUAAUUCCUGAAGUUCAGAAAAGCAGUGAUGUAAUGAGAGACUUGGAUGAUGGAAGUGGUUCAAUCUGUGACACAUCCAUCAUUAAUCAACCCAUGACAGUCAACCCUGUGAGUUCAAGUUCUGCCCUUGAAUCUGAGCUAUUGACUGAGAUAAGUGAAUCCUUAUUCGAAUCGCAAUGCGAAUCUGCUCCUGUACAAAUUAAAGAUAUGAGUCAUGGGCCAGCAAUCAGUUUGCAAUCAGAAUUAGAAAAAUUACAAGAUUCUUCAAAGGAUAUUGUUGAUAGUAUUGUAGAAAAUGUUUCGGAAUCAAUUGAGGAGAAUGAUACAGUCAAUACAGCUGAAAAUAUUAGUACUGGGAAUAUUUCAGUCACUCAAGAAGUAUGUCAGGAAAAUAUAUCUGAUGUAUUGGUAGACAAAGAGUCAAACCACCAAAAUGAAAAUGCAAAUGAGUCGCUUGAAAAAACCCUGAACAGGAGAGAAGUUAGUAAUAUAGAAUCAUCAUUAACUCCAGAGUUGGAUGAAAUUAUAGGAGAUAGUGUCUUGAAAGUUUCAGAAAGUUUAUCAGAAAUUCCAAGUGAAAGUUUUCCCGAAUUAGUAUCUGAAACAGAUAGAUCUGUAGAUAAUUCCGUUGAUUUGAAUACUGAAAGAAGGAAAAAUGAGACUGACAAGGGUUUAAAUAUGAGUGCAGAACAUGAAAAUUGUGAAGUAGAAAGUGUCAAUCAGAAUAUUGAAAAAGUAAUUCCCACUGUAGAAAAUGAUAAAGAUAUAGAUGAAACUUUGAAUAUCGAAUCUGUAAGUAGGGAAAGUGAGAAUGAAAAAUUUGAUGAAAAUAAAAUUGUGGAAAAACAUAUAGAAACGAAUUUUAUUGAAGAGGGUUGUAAUACAGACAGUGAAAAACCUGAAAGUGAACGAGAAAACACUGAAUUUGUCCAAGUAAGUACCGAAAAUGAAAAGGAGUUGGAGAAUGAGAAUAACAGGAGGAUUGUGGAAGAUGACCCUAUCGCUUCAGAUGCUUUUGAAUCUAUCAACAGUGAACUUCGUGAGGGUGCAGAUGAAGAGUUAUGUAUUAUUCCAGAUACAGAAAGAGAAAUUUCCCAGGUAAUUAUUAUUACAUUGCUUAAUGGAAUCACAAAAUCCCAUAUGAAAUUCCUAAAAUUGCCAUAUUCAGCAAUAUUUAAAUAUGACAAAGAAGACCUACAAAUAUGCAGUGAAUGUAAAUUGAAAAGGAAGGUGUUAUAUUACUAUACUACAUCGGAAAGUGGUACAUAUUUUCUUUGCGACGACAAUUGUCUGGAUGUCUUCAAGAGUAACCAGCAAGACAAAGUUGCACUGAAUUGGGAGGAAGGUGGUUUGAGGGUGAAGAAUUUCUCUGGAGUUAGAGUUUCUGAAGUUGGAGUUUCUGGAGUUGGAGUUUCUGGAGUUAGAGUUUCUGGAGUUGAAAUUCCUGGAGUUGAAGUUUCUGGAGAUAAAGUUUCAGGAGUUGGAGUUUCCAAAGAACCACCAUCUCUUUCCUUCAUUAGAAAAUGUGCCACAUGUAAAAAAAUCACAAAUGACAUAGAAAAUAAUUUAACUUGGGAAAUAAUGGACUUCUGCAAUGAGUUUUGUAUAACAAAAUAUCAAAAAGAAACUGGUUCACAUUGUUCGAGUUGUCAAGGAGAAGUGCACUCUAAUUCUCUUGGAAAAUACUGCGUUAGGUUUGGCAAUGAUAUAAGACAGUUUUGCACUAGUAGUUGCCUUGAGAAAUACAAAAAAGGCCUCAAAGUUUGUUCGUACUGCCAAAAGGAUAUGUCUGGGGGAACUACUGGUUUUGUAGUUCCUGUAGGAGAUAAGGGUCAAUAUAAGGACUUCUGCAGCCAACUCUGCAUGGAACAAUAUGACAUUAUGACUAAUGAUCGUCCUCCAAAGGUUUCGCCAGGUACCAUCUGUUCUGUGUGUAAAUCAGUAAAACCAAUCACCAUUGAAUUCAAGUUUGAUGGAUGCCCAAAUUAUUUUUGUGGAGAACCCUGUUUUGUAGCAUUCAGUUUUGUUAAUAAAAUAUCACCGGGAAAAUGUGCCUUGUGUCAAAGACAUUUUCCAAAGUCUACUUUAGAGAAAUACACAAUGUAUUAUGAUAACGUUCAGCAUAGUUUCUGCUCCAAUAGUUGUGAAAAUAUCUACAUAAUUGCUCGUCGAAAAAUUGUGCCUUGCAGUUGGUGCAAAGUAAAGAAGUAUAACUUUGACAUGAUACGGAGGUAUUCAAAAACAGGACCAAUGAUUAAUAUGUGCAGUGUGAAUUGCCUUAGUCACUACAGAGUAUCUCUCGAAACUGCCAGCUCUCGUCAAACAUGUUGCGAUUUAUGUCAAAAAGUUACUCAACCCAUGUAUCACUUGACCAUGUCUGAUUCUACAAUGAGAAAUUUUUGUUCAUACAAUUGCGUAAUGACUUUCCAGAACCAGUAUCCCAAACAACAGUUCAAUCUGAAUAAUUUAGGAGAAUCUACUUUUCCAGUACCAACAGGACCCCCAAAGAAGAAUAAGAAAUUUCUUGGUUCAGAUUCACCUGGUCCAAUGGGGGAUGUUCCACCGCUUCCAGUUAUCUCCAGUGUGCAAAGUCUUGCAGCAAACACCAAUGGUAGCCUUGGAUCUCCCCAAACCCUACCCCCUACACUUGCUCCAAUUCAAACCUUGAACACAACCAUGAACACAAGAUCAACCAGAUCAAAAGGAACCCCCAAUCCUCAAAUAAUGAAUUCUUCCCCACAAGUUAUAAAUUCCUUGUCAGAAAUUCCCUUUCAAGUUCAGAUCAAACAUCAUUUCAUUGUACGUCCUGCUUCCAUGCCUGAGCAAAGGAAUGUUGGAACCAUGUGCUAUACCAAAAAAGCGAAUAAAUCCACCACGAUGAAACCCAUUAUGGUUGACGAAGAAAUUCAAACAGAGGAGAGAGAAGCGCAGAAAAUCCUCAUUCCUGUUCCUGUUCCUAUUUUAGUUCCAACCCCAGUGCACAUGUACAGCGUACCUACGCCUGUCCCUGUACCGAUUCCUAUCCCUGUUCCAAUACCCAUAUUCAUUGCUACUACAAGAAAUUCUGCAGCUGGUAUAAUGAAAGAAAUUAAGAAAAUUCAAAAGAUUCCUACUGAUCCAUAUGAAGCUGAGCUGCUUAUGAUGGCUGAAAUGGUGGCUGAAGAGAAGAAAGAAGAUGUGACAGACUCUGAAAGUGACGUUGAAGAUACGGGUGGUGCAGAGGAUAGCUACAGUCCUGAGCCAGUGGAUGCUAACAAUACUUUUGGUGAUGAUAUGCUUCAGAUGGCAUUGAAAAUGGCCACCGAACUAGAUGAACCGGCAGUAGAUCUCGAAGGUGCUCUAACAGCCAAUACUAUAACAGCUCCUCAAGGUGGUGAACCUCACGGCCAAGAGGAAAACGUGGAUGAUCCUCAACCAAUGCAUCAUCAUAUGAUGGAAAGAAGUCCUUCAGUAAGAGGCAGGAAGAGAGGUAUGAGACAACAAAGGGGGGGAGCAAAACGUGGAAGGAGGAUGUCUCAUCAACAAGUUGAUGUACCAAUGAUGCAACAUCACCAAGUACAACAGGCUCCACCUCCACCAGAACCAACAGAAAAACCGGAUGCUAAUAUGUGUCUAAAGUAUACUUUUGGAGUGAACGCUUGGAAGCAGUGGGUUACCACAAAAAACACAGAGUUGGAAAAAUCAUCACGUAGAGUGAAACUUUUCAAAACAGAAAUAUUACAACUCACUGCUGAUGAAUUGAAUUAUUCUCUUUGUCUUUUUGUAAAGGAAGUGAGAAAGCCCAAUGGUGCAGAAUAUGCACCUGAUACUAUAUACUAUUUAUGCUUGGGUAUUCAGCAGUACUUAUUUGAAAAUGGCCGUAUUGAAAAUAUAUUUUGUGAUCCUUAUUAUGAAAAAUUUACUGAUUGUUUGGACGAAGUUGCCAAGAAGUUCUCAGUUCUCUACAAUGAUUCUCAUUACAUAGUUACUAGAGUUGAAGAAGAACAUUUAUGGGAAAGUAAACAGUUGGGAGCUCAUUCUCCUCACGUAUUACUGAGUACUUUGAUGUUCUUCAAUACAAAGCAUUUCAAUCUAACGAGUGUUGAUGAACACAUGCAGUUGUCAUUUUCCCACAUAAUGAAACACUGGAAGAGAAAUCCAAACCAGCCAGGUGCCUCUAAAGUUCCUGGAUCACGGAAUGUUUUGUUGCGUUUCUAUCCACCACAGAGCGCUAUUCAAAACAAUGCCAGGAAAAAGAAAGUCUAUGAGCAACAAGAAAAUGAAGAAAAUCCACUUAGAUGUCCUGUUAAACUUUACGAGUUUUACUUAUCGAAAUGUCCCGAAAGUGUCAAAACAAGAAAUGAUGUCUUCUAUUUGCAACCUGAACGUUCUUGUGUUCCAGACAGUCCUGUUUGGUACUCAACCAUGCCGUUACCGAAAGAAGCUCUGGAAAAAAUGCUCCAUAGAGUCAAAAUGGUGAAGGAGAUAAAUGUUGCUCUUCUGACAAGUUAAACAACAUUCAUAAUGAGACUUUUUAUGAAUGUUUAGAAUUUCUAAUGUUGUACGUUAGGUAGUUUUGAAAACAUUCAAUUUCAGUAUGAAAAAAGUACACUCAGAAGCAACUGGAUUAUUCAAUCUCUCACUCUUCUGUAAACGUGCAGUAAUACAAAUUAUAUUUGUACUAUUUGCAUUUUAGGGUAUUUCAUAUAUAUGAAUACCUGAUUAAACCUUUUUAUCUGGAUAUCAAAUUGACAUGUACUAUUAAGAAUUUUUAUGUAAAAUAUGAUUCAUCAAAUAUUAAUUAUUGAGUUUUCAAAUAUUUGUAUAUUUUUUUUUGGUCAAAAUCUUGCAGGUAUCUGUUCGAAAUGAAUUAAGAUAUAUGAAAUGUAAUUGUAACUUUAUAUGUUAUAAUAGUUUUUGUACAAAUAUUGUAUAACACUAUUAUUUACAAAACUAGAAAAUAGAGCAUAUUGAUUUA
This is a messenger RNA of Leptinotarsa decemlineata (Colorado potato beetle), 5472 nucleotides long. Its product is annotated as zinc finger MYM-type protein 3-like. The record is from RefSeq and is a predicted model, not a curated record. Lineage: Eukaryota; Metazoa; Arthropoda; Insecta; Coleoptera; Chrysomelidae.